ACUAAAUUCACACGUGUUUUACCUGAUCAUUGCGCAAUAACCGUACCAUAAACAAAAAAAUGUUCGAACCGUCGUCUCCGCAAAAAGAAAAACAUUUCCAACAACCAUGCGCACCACCACAAACCAUUAAGGAUUCCAUCCGACACACUCUUUCUUUCACAUCGGGGGGAACAAAAUAAAAAGAAAAACCAAGUGAAAACAUCGGCUACAUGUAAUUCGUGUACCCGUUUUCAAUCAUUCAUAAUAUUUUGUGUAUCAGCCGACACACACCAUCAUAUCAGAAUUAUUUUCGCAAAGUCGGAAAAUCUUCUUGUUCAUUCUCAGUCGGAACCAUUCAAUCGACCGAAUUAGAGUUGCGAAUUUUUCUCGCGGAUUUCGUUUUGAUAAUAAAAGAAAAUUCUUUUUUUUUGUGAUUUUGAUUCGGUCUCUGGUGCUGAACGAUAAUAAAACGAGAUAUUGUUGUGGACAUUUUUUUUUCAUUGAUGGUUGUUAGAGUUCGGACACAGAAACGAAAAGUAUAAUUUGUUGUGAAUAAUUAUGUGAAAAAUGAAAUGAACAACGUUCUGUGAUAAUCGUACUUGUUGUGUGGUGGUGUAGGACGUUUUAGAUAUUAUUUAUAUUGGAAUAGAGUUGGUUGUGAUACUGUCAAUUGGGUGUCGAAAGAAAAGAAAAAAAAAUAUUUAAAUGAAAAGUCUGAAUCGGGUUCAUCUACUCGAAAGUGUUCUAGGAUAAAUAAAGGGACUCUCUUCGAUUAUUACAUUACGAUAUACGUAUAACAUAACAGCUAACAUGCGUCGCAAUGCAGAUAUAUUUUCUAUAUAACCAAAAAAAAAAAUUGAAUGAGUUUUCCGUUCUUUUUAAACUUAAAGUUUUUUUUUUAAAUUCUAACUCUCGUUGAACGAUUGCGUUUUUUUCCUUAGAACAAAAACAAAAAUUUUCUUUUUUUUCCAUAUUUUUAUGCCAUAUUUUACUACUAAGCACACUGUUUCCUGUAGAAACCUUGAUACGAUUUGUAUUGUAUAUGAUUUUGACGUAGAGUGUAGCAGUAGGUGCCUAUAUCAAAUAAAAAUUGAUUUUUCGAUGGUGCAUUUUCGCUUGACGAAAAUUUACUAUAGAAAAUAAUAAUGUCUCUCCGCUGCUGUCGAACCAUUAUAUAGGUCAUGACACUGGUGUUACUCUAUGGAUGAAAUGAUAAAUUAUAAUUAAAACGGAACAGCUUAUAAAGCAGUCGAUUAGUUUGGCCGAUGGAAAGAUUAUAUCAGAUUUGGAUGGCUAAUUUUUGACACACCAAUAAAUCCACUUUUGAUAGAAUUUUGAUGAUGACGGCCAGUUACCGCGUUCUCGACACAGUUACAUUUUGUCAUUGUGUAGUGGUUGUAGGAUGUAGUCUUUCCGCAUACUGUUGUAUACAUAGUAUGGCUCAACUGUAGAGUAUGAACCUCUUUUAGUGAUUGUAGAAAAUUAUGUUCUCCAUUGAAUUAACUGUAAGGAUUAUUGGCUAAUUCAGAGCAAUAAGUAGAAUUUGAAGUCAUAGUUCGAUUAGGUCCAACAGAAUCAAGUGAUGGAAUUCCAUGAAGUUGUGGCAUAAAAACAUUAUGCCGCUGAGUAUCCUUUCACAGAUUACAAGCAUGUCAUCAAUAUAAUCGUCGAAUCCUUUACGUAUUUCAAUCUGUGUACUCCCAACUGACUCAUCCCAGCGGGUCAUUUAAUUGAUCAUCUUUUUCAAACCGAAUGUAGCCCGGUUCAUUGCAUAUUUUCAUCAUAGCUGAUGAUAACACACAGUGCCGCAUCGAACAUAUUCGGGGCCCUGGACCAUUCAGGUCUCUAGCGCCAAUUUUCCUUUACAUAGGCAUAAUAAGGCAAGUUUUUCUUGUGGUAAAAAUUGUCUUGUUCCUUUAUCCUCGAUCAUAUUUCAGCGCCCUGCAUGGACCAUUUGGUCUCUAUGGAGAUGCGGCACUAAUAAAACACAUCAUACCAUUAGUGAAAGGUUUUAUACGACAUCAUCUUUCUCAUACGUUGCCCGUGUUGCCGUGUGUUUCUUUGUCGUUUCGUUGGUUUGUUAAUUGAAUUUUUGCGUUCGUCUUAGCGAAACUCUAGAAACUAGUGAGUAGAUUGAAGGCAAAAUUAUACUUUCAUUGCGUGCAUGACGCAAAACUUUACUGUCGAUUAGAGUUAAUGUCAAUUUUAGUUCAACCAUUAGCCGGAAAUUAGUAGAAACUUAUUCGUUCAAUUUCAAUAAAUUAAAGCGCAAAGCUCAUUCGUUCAUAUUUAAGUAAUUGCGGUGAUUCAGACAUCAUUCGGACAAUAUUGAAUACCGUGAACGGGGGAAAAUGAAUUCAAGCAUUCCGGGUAUUUGAUUUGAACAGUUAAACACGAACGAUAAAUGCAAUUUUGUGUAAAAAUGAGUCUGAAAUAGAGAAGGAAAGGAGGAAUAUCAAACACCAACCAACUCAACAUCAACCGGCCACAUUUGGGCUAUAUAAUUUACAAGAAUGAAAAAUAGGGAUAUGCUGACCACAAAUGGGAUCAUCCUAUCGUUAGUGACAUUGAUGUACACCGAGCUGAGUGUGGCAUAUCGAUGUUUUCCACCAAUUUUUGGUGUAAUCUGGUUUUGGAUACCGCAAGUGGCUGCUGAAUGUCAGACUCGGUCAAUCUAUUGUUAUGAAUGUGACUCAUGGACAGACGCUCGCUGCAAAGAUCCAUUUAACUACACGGCUUUGCCGAGAGACCAGCCACCAUUGAUGACGUGUAAUGGAUGUUGUGUGAAAAUGGUUCGCCAUUCGAAAUCACCAUACGAGGUAGUGCGUAGAAUGUGUACAUCACAGUUGCAAAUAAACUUAUUUAUGGUUGAUCAUGUGUGCAUGAUGGAAAGUUCGGGAAAGGGCCAUAUGUGUUUUUGUGAGGAAGAUAUGUGUAAUUCAAGUCCUGGCUUAUUAACGAAUAAUAAUACGCGAAGAAUAACUAUAUUUGGAAUAAUUCUGAUAGCAAUUUCACUAAUAUACUCCCAUCUUCAUCAGAGAUAAGUCAUUAAAAAAAUAUUUAUAUGCAAUUGAUACGACAAUAUGUGGAGGCACAGUCAUUGUGUCGAGGAUAAUGUUUAAAUUGGAUAUAUCUAUUUGUGACCGAAUCUAAACUGUUACACUUAUAUCAUGUUAGUAAAAGAGAGAUUUUCGUUUUGUUGACACACUAUCAAUCAACUAUUUUAUUUAUGUGAAACGAAUUUAUUUGCAUUACAUAACACAUCAUUCAACAAAUUAACUGUGUACAAUGCCAAAUAUUUGGAUCUGGUAGCGAGGGUCACGACUUAAUAUUGAAGCGUGACCAUUUCGAGUAGUUCGAUGCAUAAAAGAAAUUGCUAAAAAUACAAUGCAUUGAAAUGACGUUGUUUUACGAUAGUAUACGAGUCGUCGGUGAGUUUGGCAAUAGCGUUCAGGUGAGUUUUUCGUUACGUACAUCAAACAAGACUUUAGUUUCCUUAACUUCGAAAUUAUAGUCCUUGCUAUCUCCUCAGGAACCGACUUGUUG
Messenger RNA from Bradysia coprophila, 3525 nucleotides. RefSeq names its product UPAR/Ly6 domain-containing protein qvr-like. NCBI's taxonomy places the organism in Eukaryota, Metazoa, Arthropoda, Insecta, Diptera, Sciaridae. The record is from RefSeq and is a predicted model, not a curated record. Gene Ontology annotation, biological process: positive regulation of voltage-gated potassium channel activity; regulation of synaptic transmission, cholinergic; sleep.